Molecule: messenger RNA, 1551 nt
Organism: Manduca sexta (tobacco hornworm)
Lineage: Eukaryota; Metazoa; Arthropoda; Insecta; Lepidoptera; Sphingidae
Exons: 4
Coding region: 581-1423 (280 amino acids)
Molecular function (GO): acyltransferase activity, transferring groups other than amino-acyl groups
Source: RefSeq, a predicted model, not a curated record
UUUGCACCUUGUAUUAAAUGUAAGAAGAAUUUAUUUAAAUUUGUAUUGGUCGUCGGAGUGUAGUGAACACUUAAGGCGGGACUAUGUCCAUUAGGACACGCUAACAUCUUUUCCCCCUUGAGGCAGACUAUUGUCUAUUGCACCCAGUUUUUGCCAUGUGUAUUCCGUCCCAUGAUGUGAUAGUGAGCGAGCUUAUUGCUGUAUCGGGCAGAAAAUAUUGAGCGGAAAAUCUUACUCGACCCGGCGUUUGAAUUGGAAACCUCAGCGCGGCAGUCUUGCUGCAACACAACUAUAACACAGAGGCAGUCGCAGUUUAUGGCACUUUAGAUAUAUUACACAACAGAUAGUGCAUUUGACGCCGACUGAUCAGUCGUUCCAAGGAUUUAGGUCGCGGCGCACAAUAAUAGCGCGUGGACAGAUUACAAUUUGUAUUGAAUGGAAAUUGCGAAACUGCUCUUUGAUUUCUUCAAAACAAUAAAUCGAAAUACGAAUUCCUAAAUAUAUAAAAUUCAAAUUGAAAUCUAAUUUAAAACAAGCAAAAGCGCCAGAGGUAGAAAUUAAAUCGUAUAAAACAAUAAUAAUGCAAGAUCCUCUACAAUUGUUGCCGGUGGAGAAAUGGUCGGACUUACAGAGAGUGUUCAAAUCCGACUGGCCCCGAGGCAUGCCCGCGUACUACACGCUAGAGACGCAGAGGCGCUGGUUGGAGCAAGGGUUCUAUUACGGCUUCAAAGUUUAUUGUCCUUACGGGGAUUUGUGGAAUGGCAUGGUUGGCGUCAAUGAGAAGGAAGGAGUUUAUGAAAUCAUGAUACUAUGUCCCAAAGACGACACGAAAAAAUUAGAAGAAGCACUCAGGAGAACUAAUAUAAUAAACUGGAACAAAACUAUUCUAGUACCGUUCGCGCCAGACCACAUUGUGACUUGUGUUAAUGGAGUUAUAGGCGAUUUUGGAUUGGAAGUAACUAAAGCGAAACCUUUUCUCUUCUAUUAUUUAGAUAAGAACAAACCAAGAUUUGACGUGAGUUUAGCACCUGGCAUCACUUUCGACUACCUAAAAGAGGACCACGUAGAACUCAUCAACAGCAAAUGGCCAUAUCGAUACCCAGGGUCUGAAUGGUACUUCAACCAGCUCGUAAUCUCUAAAAAUGGUUAUGGGUUAUACCAAAACGACAAUCUAGUCGCCUGGACAUUUAUCAACGAAAUGGGUGCUCUUGGACAUCUAUUCGUUCUAGAAGAUUCUAGAAAGAAGGGAUUUGCAGAGAUAAUUUUGAAGCUGGUCUGUAAUAAAAUUCUCGAGGAUGGCAAGGAUGCAUUAGCUUUCUGCGACGAAGAGAACAAGGGAGUCCGCAAUUUGUUCAAGAAACUUGAUUUUAUACAAUCCGAAAGUGUAACUUGGUUUUUUAUGAAUAAAACUAGUAAUAAUUAAAUUCCAUAUGACGGUCACUUCGAAGUAUUAAAUUCCAUAAGUGGUGUGAGAAGACCUAUAUUCAAGGAUGCAUCAACAAACAUCUCAAAAUAAUCUUAUUUGAGAAUUAUUAAAUUUAUGCCAAAUAA